Ictalurus furcatus (blue catfish) is the source of this 1143-nucleotide messenger RNA. RefSeq names its product trafficking protein particle complex subunit 4 (gene trappc4). Gene Ontology annotation, biological process: endoplasmic reticulum to Golgi vesicle-mediated transport. The coding region runs from base 35 to 694 and encodes 219 amino acids. The record is from RefSeq and is a predicted model, not a curated record. The transcript is spliced from 5 exons. Lineage: Eukaryota; Metazoa; Chordata; Actinopteri; Siluriformes; Ictaluridae. Gene Ontology annotation, cellular component: TRAPP complex.
GCUUCCGCAUCAGCUGUUCAUUCUGAAUAGCAAGAUGGCGAUAUUCAGUGUUUAUGUUGUCAACAAGGCCGGUGGACUUAUUUACCAAUAUGACAAUUACGUCCCUCGAACAGAAGUGGAGAAAACGUUUAGCUUUCCUCUCGAUAUAGUACUCAAGAUUCAUGACGAGAAGGUGUUGGUUUCAUUCGGUCAGCGGGACGGAAUCCGAGUUGGUCACGCUGUGCUUUCUAUUAACGGAGUGGAUGUGAAUGGCAAAUACACAGCAGAAGGAAAGGAAAUAGUGGAGUACCUGAAGGAUCCAGCAAACUAUCCUGUGUCUAUCCGGUUUGGCCGAGCACGACUGACUUCCAAUGAGAAACUCAUGCUGGCUUCAAUGUUUCACUCACUAUUUGCCAUUGGCUCACAACUGUCUCCUGAGGUCGGCAGCUCAGGUAUCGAAAUGCUGGAGACAGAUGUGUUUAAACUACACUGCUUCCAGACUCUCACAGGGAUCAAGUUCAUCAUACUAGCAGAUCCUCGCCAGUCCGGUGUUGACGCGCUCCUGAGAAAGAUCUAUGAAAUCUAUUCAGACUUUGCCUUAAAGAAUCCUUUCUACUCUCUGGAGAUGCCAAUCAGAUGUGAACUCUUUGACCAAAAUCUAAAGAGCGCUCUGGAAGUAGCAGAGAAGGCUGGUACAUUUGGGACAGGUUCCUGAGCAGACGUGCCACAUGUUUGAUGCAACCAACUAACUGUAUAUAAUAUGGAUUGUUUCCUGGUGUGUGGAUUAUCCAAACCAUCUUUCAAAAAUGUGGACUAAAUCGGCAUGGAACCCAAAAUGAUUGAUAAAUCGGAGCUGUAUUAAUGGUUUAAGCCAAUGGGAGCAGUUAGAGCAAAUGGACUUCAUCAAAUUUUGUUGGAAUGGCAGAAACAAAGUACUUGUAUAUUGGUAACCACAGCCUUGUGUUUCUAGCACCAUACUGUACAAUAUGUCCAAACCCUUUCUCUUCCAAGUUAACCAUGACCCCAUAAAUAAGGAUUCCAUUGAAAGAUUAGAAAUCAGACUUCAUAAUCUGAUGUUUGUAACAUCUUUAUUUAAUAUAUAUAAUAUAUAUUUCCAUAACACCACAUAUAAAAUUAUAGCAACAAUAAAGAGGUAGAACCGUG